Molecule: messenger RNA, 338 nt
Organism: Staurois parvus
Lineage: Eukaryota; Metazoa; Chordata; Amphibia; Anura; Ranidae
Source: the annotation of a GenBank genome assembly
CCCGGACACAGCAGAUCACUGAUCCACGGUAAGAGCCGAAGAUGUCGGCUCGGUCAUGUGAUCAGCUGUGGCACUGAUGAUCAGUGUGCCCUGAUGAUCAGUGUAGCCUCAGCAGUGCCACCUAUCAGUGUCCAUCAGUGCCUUGUGUCAGUGCUUAUCAGUGCAUCGUGCCAGUGCCCAUCAGUGCCACAUCAAUGCCACAUAUAAGUGCCUACCAGUGCACAUCAAUGCCACAUAUCAGUGCCCAUCUGAGCUGCCUUUCAGUGUCACCCAUCAGUGUCUGUCAGUGCCACCUAUCAAUGCCAAUCAGUGCCACCUAUCAGUACCACCUAUCAGUG